Messenger RNA from Chaetomium strumarium, 962 nucleotides. RefSeq names its product acyl-CoA N-acyltransferase. Gene Ontology annotation, molecular function: acyltransferase activity, transferring groups other than amino-acyl groups. The transcript has 2 exons. Lineage: Eukaryota; Fungi; Ascomycota; Sordariomycetes; Sordariales; Chaetomiaceae. The record is from RefSeq and is a predicted model, not a curated record. Bases 105 to 800 code for a protein of 231 amino acids.
UCAACUCCUAAGAAGGCCAAGCCUUGGCUGACAAUUCCAAACAGUACUUCGAUUCACCGUUUACCUUGGUCCUUGACUCUUAGCCGCGCAAUAAACGCUGUACAAUGCCGCUCGAAAUCCGCCCAGCCGUCGAGGCCGAUAGCGACAGGAUCGGCUGGAUCGGCCGGGACGCCUUCCGCGACUCGGGCUCCGAGGCCGUCUUCCCGCCGCACCUGUACGACAAAUCCGAGACCGGCGACAUCGCGCUCGACGAAGCGCAAUGGCGGGCGGCGAGGAACCUGGCCAGGAUGAGAGAGGGCAAACCAACCUUUGUGUGUGUGGAUGUCGCCGAAGACGAUAGUAACGAUACUGGCGGUCCGGAAAGGAUCAUCGGAUACGCCCAGUGGGAAGUCCCUCUGCCGCCGGUGGCAGGCGAAACCGGGGAGGCCAAAAAGUCCGGCUAUUAUAACCAGGAACCAUUCCCGCCUAGUUUGGAUCAGGACGCUUUGUUCAAGAUAUAUAAGACGGUCGAAGAUGAGACGAAGAGGGCUCUUGGCCCCGACGGUCAUAGCAAAAUGUGGUACCUGAUGUCGCUUGCCGUCGACCCGACCCAGCAGCGCCGGGGGAUUGGGCGGAAGUUGAUGCACCACGGGCUGGACUUGGCGUCACAGGCCGGAAUGGACGUGUUCCUGCUCGCCACGCCGGCAGGUCGGGGACUGUACGAGUCGCUUGGGUUCCGCCAGAUCGGGGACUCGUUCCUCCUGGCCGACAUCCCUCACUACGCAAUGCUGUGGCGGCGAUCCGGGGCUGGCUCGGCUUGAUCUCUGCAUGUAUUUUUGUUCGCAGGCAAAGCCCCGGGGAGUGCUGCAUCCGCUUAGCUACAUUCGAGGCUCUCUCUAGCUUUGAUAUGCCGCUCUGAUUAUAAUUACCCGCCCUUUUCCUUCCUUCCAGCACUUCGAGGGCGGUUGAAACAUCGGUGAUCG